GCGAAAUUCAUCUGGCUAUUGCCAGACGAUGAAGUUAUCUCCAGUCUCCCUCUUCAGAUGUCACUUUACUUUAACCUGUGGUUUUUCCCUAUGUGGUGGGUAUGUGAAGUCAUCAUGCUCCACCUAAAGUAUCCAGCCCUUCCUGACUACUACAAGUUUAUUCUGGUGACUGUCCUAAUAUUGAUGACCCUUAUUGAGGAAAUUAGGCUUUACCUUGGCUAUGUUGGAAACCUACAAGAGAAGGUAUCAGAGCUGGCUGGCUUUUGGUUAUUGAGUCUACUUUUGCAGUUCCCUCUCAUUUUGUUUCAACUUUUUAAUGAGUCCAUCCUUGUUCAGCCACUGGAAAGAGGAGUCCAUAUAGUGCUGUCCUUGUUCGUUCUUACAGAGGCUCUGUCAGGUUUUGUGGCCCUUCGAGAAAUGGUACAUCACACAGAAAGCCAUUUCCAUCUUCAGCAGUUCGCUGGUGUCCAGGAGCUGAGAACAUGAUUGAGAACUAUCAGCAGUGGAGAUUUACUAACAGAACGAUCACUCUGCACUAA
Alosa sapidissima (American shad) is the source of this 539-nucleotide messenger RNA. Its product is annotated as transmembrane protein 17B-like. NCBI's taxonomy places the organism in Eukaryota, Metazoa, Chordata, Actinopteri, Clupeiformes, Clupeidae. The transcript is spliced from 5 exons. The coding region runs from base 58 to 486 and encodes 142 amino acids. Gene Ontology annotation, cellular component: ciliary transition zone. The record is from RefSeq and is a predicted model, not a curated record. Gene Ontology annotation, biological process: non-motile cilium assembly.